GUUGUUGUGGUUUCAUUCAUAAAAUGACAGUUAGACAGUCCAAACAUUCGUUGUGCUCCCAUCAUUAACAGUAACAGAAAAUAUGGAUUUGAAAUAUUUUAUAUUCCUGCUGCUAUUGAACAGGAGUUCAGACGCGGAGGAUACAGAGGUUUACAAGAUGAGUGACAGAGUGUUCACGUGCAGCAAAUGGCUUUCGUCUGUCAUUGACAACUUCUGUAACAAAGUCUUCAAGAUUGUUAAGAGAGACGCUUCCUCACUCAUUGAUAAAAUAACUCCAAAGGAUUUACGUAAACAUCAGAAUAAACAAAGAUGGCGCGUGAGGAGACAAGUCGCAAGUGAGUGUUGUGAGAGACCGUGUACUGUCGGUAACAUUAUAAUGUACUGUCCCGAUGACGCCAAACUGUUAAUAGAAGAUCCUGAUAUAUUCGAUUAGGACAUUUAAAAAACAUUAAGAGCACAACUUUUAAAUUAUUUCACACCCUUUUUUUGUAUUCCACAAUAAAAAUUCUAUCACAAGGUCGGUAGAGCCCAAAUUACGUUCGGAAAUAUUGAAUUUUAAAUUUGAUGUAAAUGAUUGUCUUAGUAUUUAAACGCAACGUGUUGUUUUUGAUAUAUUUUCGUAAUGGGCUCACUAAUCCGUCCCAGAAUAUUAAAGCGUCACAAUAUUGUAAAUAUGGAUUUUUUAGUAUUAUUAUUUAUACUAUAAAAAUAUUUAAAUUUAAUAAAU
Danaus plexippus (monarch butterfly) is the source of this 727-nucleotide messenger RNA. RefSeq lists its product as uncharacterized. Bases 83 to 433 code for a protein of 116 amino acids. The record is from RefSeq and is a predicted model, not a curated record. Lineage: Eukaryota; Metazoa; Arthropoda; Insecta; Lepidoptera; Nymphalidae. The transcript has 3 exons.